This is a messenger RNA of Periconia digitata, 6241 nucleotides long. Lineage: Eukaryota; Fungi; Ascomycota; Dothideomycetes; Pleosporales; Periconiaceae. The record is from the annotation of a GenBank genome assembly.
CAUCCCUCACGCAUUGCGGAAUAAUCCCCUCUCUUUCUUUGCACCCACCUCCAAUCCCCAUGCGACAUGCCAUGAACCAGCCCCGGUGCUCCUAAUACUGACCUAUGCACUGCUGCUGCUGCUGUUCAGUGACAGACGGAACGCAAUCCUCCCCCACCUCUGCCUCUGAAGGAAGGCUCGCACUAUAGCUUGGUAGCUACUUUACUUUACCCAAGUAGCUUGCUUCAACAUCCGCCCACAUCCACCCACACCACAGCUGGCGCUGAAUGAACCCGCCAUGGCUGAUCAGUCCGCGCCGCCCGCCAACGAGCACGAUGAGUCGGAAAUGCAGGGCAAACCACAAACUCAGGGAGAAGAGCUGCACGACGUGCCCCUGACCGCAGACGACCAUGACCGCGAGGCAUCCACCACCACCACCGACAACACCACCAGCACACCAUCCCAGUCGGCUCCCCCAACACCGCGGGGCCCUUCCGAACACAAACCACCAGCAUUAAAUACUCCCACCGUCUCUCUGCCCAUCGCCGAACCGUCCACCCCUCAGACUGCCGACUUCUUUGAGUCGCGCAUGCAUGCCGGCAACCGAUCCAGGACCGAUUCGCAGUCGACCGCGGCCACGGCUGCCACUACCGCUACCAAGCCCUCCACCCGGAGCUCCCUUGUCUUUGUCGUCACAGCCUUGGAAAACAUCGCAAACUCAAAGGAUGCGAGGAAGAACAAGAAACUCGGCGAUGCCCUGUCUACCGCCUUGUCCGCUAUCAAGCAAGAGGGCGACCCCGCCCGCAUCAAUCCCGAGAUUCUCUUUGAACCGCUUCAAUUGGCCUCCGAGGCACCCACCGUCGCCGUUUCCAUCACUGCUCUUGACUGCAUCGGCAAGUUGAUCAGCUACUCGUACUUUUCCGUUCCCUCCGAACCCCAACCCCAGGGCGAAAGCGAGGUAUCGCCUCUCAUAGAAAGAGCCAUAGACACAAUAUGCGAUUGCUUCCAGGGAGAGGCCACUCCGCCCGACGUCGGUCUUCAGAUCGUCAAAUCCCUCCUGGCUGCUAUCCUCAACGACAAGAUUGUGGUACAUGGAGCGGGUCUGCUCAAAGCAGUUCGGUUGACAUACAACAUAUUCUUGCUCUCUAGGUCGAGCGCAAAUCAGCAGGUCGCGCAAGGCGCAUUGACACAAAUGGUUGGCACCGUGUUCGAGAGGGUCAAAUCAAGACUCGCAAUUAAGGAGGCUAGAGACAACUUCUCCCGUACAUCGCUCAAUGGCAAUAACGGGUCCCUGGAUCACAUCCCGGAGCAUGCUGAAGACCAAACUCAACGCCUUGAUACCCCAGAAGAGGGGGAUGGUAAAGGCGAAGAAGAAGAUGAGGACCACCUCGAUCCCGAAUCUGGCGAGCCGCGCGACAAACCUGUUGACGUACAUACCGGUCCCAAGAUUACUCUGCAAAGUUUCGAGAAUAAUAUGAGCUUUAACGACGAUCGGAUACAUGACAAUGCUCCGACGUUGGUGACACGGAUACGAGGGAAACCUAGCUCCCGACAAGUGUCUGGUCUUGAUGCUUCGCCGAACCCGCAAGAAGCCGAACCCACAGAUGAAGAGGAAGAAGAUGAGAUAUUCGUCAAAGAUGCCUACCUAGUUUUCAGAGCCAUGUGCAGACUCAGUACCAAAUCGCUGUCUGUGGAUCAUGCUACUGACGUGAGAUCGCAAGGUAUGCGAUCAAAGCUCCUUUCGCUGCACAUCAUCCACACGGUCCUUCACAACAACAUCGCCGUCUUUGUAUCGCCUUAUGCAACGAUUCGAAGUGGCAACGGAGACGAGCCCACUACGUUCAUUCAAGCAAUCAAACAAUAUCUAUGCUUGAGUCUGAGCCGGAACGGCGCAAGCUCUGUCAGCAAGGUCUUUGAAGUCGCCUGUGAGAUCUUUUGGCAGAUGCUCAAAUAUUUGCGUGUCAUGCUAAAGAAGGAAGUAGAGGUCUUCUUGAAAGAAAUCUAUUUGGCCAUUCUGGACAAACGCAGUGCACCGGCCUUCCAGAAACAGUACAUUCUCAACGUGUUUGGCAGACUGGCUGGAGACCCCCGAGCAUUGGUUGAGAUGUACCUCAACUACGAUUGCGACCGUACUGCGCUCGACAACAUGUACCAACGAGUCGUGGAACAUCUGUCGCGAAUAAGCAGCUCUUCGGUUGCAGUAACGCCCAUGCAGCAACAAGCAUACUCGGAUCAUCGUGAUAAGCAAGCCAAGCAAUCCGACUGGCAGACCCGGGGUACUUUGCCGCCCUCCCUCUCAACGGCAUCGAUGAACUCUCCACAUGAGGCUGAAAACGCAUAUCCUCCCGAGUAUGCUAUGAAGCAGGAAUCUCUUGCUGCUCUGGUGGAAAUCCUUCGUUCCCUGGUCAACUGGUCUCAGCAAUCGGUCGCCAAUGUUGAGAAGAACUCCCACUCCAAUCUCGAUGUGAGAAGUUCAGUGGACACCAACCUCAGACCGUCUGUUGACUCAAGAGCUCUUGCCGAAUCACCUGUUGUGGGUACCGAUUCUGGUACUGCUACACCUCUAGCAGAAGACGACUACAGCGAGCUGGAGAAAGCAAAGCAGAGGAAAACUGCCCUAACUAAUGCAGUGCGGCAGUUCAACUACAAGCCCAAACGGGGUUUGAAAGCCUUAAUUCAAGAUGGCUUCAUCCCAUCUGACUCCCCAGAAGAUAUUGCCCGCUUCUUUAUCAACACCGACCUGCUGGACAAAGCAGCCCUCGGUGAAUUCCUGGGCGAGGGUGACGCUACCAACAUCGCCAUCAUGCACGCCUUCGUUGACCAGAUGGAUUUCACCAAAACUCGCUUCGUUGAUGCCUUGCGGCGAUUUCUCCAGAGCUUUCGGCUGCCUGGUGAAGCGCAAAAAAUCGAUCGUUUCAUGCUCAAGUUCGCCGAACGAUACAUUACAGGCAACCCCAAUGCCUUCGCCAACGCCGAUACUGCGUAUGUUCUAUGCUAUUCAGUCAUCAUGUUGAACGUGGAUCAGCACAGUGUGAAGAUCAAGGGAAACCGUAUGACCCCCGAAGACUUCAUCAAGAACAACCGCGGUAUCAAUGAUAACGCCGAUUUGCCGGAGGACUAUCUGAAGGGCAUCUUUGAAGAAAUUAAGCACAAUGAGAUCGUCCUCAAUACCGAACAAGAGGCCGCCGCCGACAAAGGUUUGAUACAGGCUCAGCCCACCGGAGGUCUUGCUGCUGUAGGACAGGCUCUCACGGGCGGUGGUCGAGACUUGCAACGGGAAGCAUACAUUCAGGCCUCUGAGGCCAUGGCAAAUAAGACAGAACAGCUUUACAAGCAGCUUCUGCGUGCCCAAAGAAAAACCACCAAGAAUGUUCCAGUCUCGAAAUUUAUCCCCGCCUCGUCCUCCAAACAUGUCGGUCCAAUGUUCGAAGUCACAUGGAUGCCCUUUCUCACCGCUCUAUCCGCACAAGCACAGGACCAUAACAUUGAAAUUGUAAAACUCUGCAUAGAAGGCAUCAAGCUCGCUAUCCGCAUAUCAUGUCUCUUCAAUGUCGAAAGCUCUCGACAAGCCUUUGUCGCGUUUUUGUCGCGCUUCACCAAUCUCUAUAAUCUAAACGAGAUGAAAGCGAAGAAUAUGGAGGCUCUCAAAGUUCUUAUUGAGAUAGCGCAGACGGAAGGCGACCUUCUGCGUGAUUCGUGGAGAGAAAUAUUGACAUGUAUUUCACAACUUGAUCGCUUCCAGCUCAUUGCUGCUGGCAUUGAUGAAAAUACAGUGCCGGAUGGUUUCAUGUCACAAACCCAAGGCGCGCAACGAAGAAAUCCGGGCGCUCCACCUAACAGACGGCGCCAAACACCCGGUGGCAACAACAUCAAUUUCCAAGCUGACGUGGUUGAAGAGAGCCGCUCUGCAGACAUCGUAAGAGGUGUAGACAAGAUCUUCACCAACACAGCCAACCUAUCAGGAGAAGCAAUCGUGGAUUUUGUCAAAGCCCUAACACAGGUCAGUUGGCAGGAGAUUCAGUCUUCAGGCAAUAGCGAUUCGCCGCGUACCUACAGUUUGCAAAAGCUAGUUGAAAUCAGCGGUUACAACAUGACCCGUGUCCGAUUCGAGUGGACAAAUAUCUGGCAAAUACUAGGUGCCCACUUCAACGAAGUGGGGUGCCAUACCAACACCAAUGUCGUUUACUUCGCUCUCAACUCUUUGCGCCAGCUGUCGAUGAAGUUCAUGGAAAUCGAAGAGCUUCCAGGUUUCAAAUUUCAGAAGGACUUUCUGAAGCCGUUCGAACACAUCAUAGGCAACACGAAUCAUGUUUCCGUCAAGGAUAUGGUGCUGCGGUGUUUGAUCCAGAUGAUUCAAGCGCGCGGUGAAAACAUCAGAUCGGGCUGGAAGACCAUGUUUGGUGUUUUCACUGUCGCUGCGCGAGAGCCAUAUGAGGGAAUUGUCAAUCUGGCAUUCGAAAACGUUACACAAGUGUACAACACUCGCUUUGGUGUCGUCAUCUCGCAGGGCGCCUUCGCAGAUUUGAUCGUCUGUCUCACUGAGUUUUCGAAGAACUACAAAUUCCAGAAGAAAUCGCUACAGGCAAUCGAGUUGCUCAAAUCGUCGGUGCCGAAGAUGUUGCGUACUCCCGAAUGCUCGUUAUCGACUCAAGCUGGGCUCGUCAAACAGCCAGAAAAGGGAUCAUCCAUCCCAAAACAACCAAGUCGACAGACACAAGAAGAGCAGUUCUGGUUCCCCGUAUUGUUUGCGUUCCACGAUGUUUUGAUGACUGGAGAAGACCUUGAAGUCCGCUCACGAGCGCUGAGCUAUCUCUUUGACACUCUGGUUACAUACGGAAGGGACUUCCCACGAGGAUUCUGGGAUAUGCUUUGGCGCCAGCUGCUUUAUCCCAUCUUCAUGGUACUAAAAUCGAAGUCCGAGAUGUCCAAGGUGCUCAACCAUGAGGAGCUUUCCGUUUGGCUAUCCACCACCAUGAUUCAGGCAUUGCGCAACAUGAUCAAGCUUUUCACCCAUUUCUUCGAAUCUCUGGAGUAUAUGCUGGAUCGAUUCCUCGACCUGCUCGCUCUGUGUAUCUGCCAAGAGAACGACACUUUGGCCAGAAUUGGCAGCAACUGCCUGCAACAACUUAUACUGCAGAACGUCGAGAAAUUCACGCCCAAACACUGGAAUCAGAUAGUGAGAGCCUUCGUCGAUCUCUUCCAACGCACAGAAGCAACUGCGCUUUUCUCGGCAGCUACCACUGGGGCGUCAUCUCAAACUUCCACUCCCAACGUGAAUGGCUCUGGAACUCCAGGAGGCAAAACUCCUACGGCCAGCGACGCGCCGGCAGAACUUUCUCUUCAGGCUCUGGACGACGGCGCAGCAUCAGAGAAUGCUCUCGGCAUCAAUGGUCUAUCAGACUCUCAGCGUCCUUCUCUUGUAGCCUCCGACUCCUCCAGCACCAUAGCGGCUGAACAUCAGCGGAUGCCAUCACCACUUCCUAAGCGUCAGACACAAGAGCUAGAGGACUACAGGCCUGAGAAUCAAGAUCUUCAACAACCCCCGGUUGUUGUUACAGCCGCUCGCCGCCGGUUUUUUAACCAAAUCAUCACGAAGUGCGUACUCCAACUUCUCAUGAUCGAGACCGUUCAGGAACUUUUCACGAAUCAUACCGUGUACGAAAAAAUCCCGUCUGGGGAACUUCUCCGCUUGAUGGUAGUUCUCAAAAAAUCAUAUCACUUUGCUAAGCGUUUCAAUGCUGAUCGCGACCUGCGAACUCGCCUGUUCCGCGAGGGAUUCAUGAAACAACCACCCAAUCUUCUGAAGCAAGAGUCCGGUUCGGCUUCAGUAUACGUUAGCAUUCUGUUCCGCAUGUAUCACGACACGUCCACCGACCGUGCAGCAUCCCGCUCCGAUACUGAGGCUGCACUCAUCCCUCUCUGCGAGGAUAUCAUCAAUUCUUACAUCGAGCUUGACGAAGAAACGCAGCAACGAAAUAUUGUAACGUGGCGUCCGGUUGUCGUUUCGGUGUUAGACGGCUACUGCGGUUUCCCCGCCGGAGAGUUUGAAAAGCACAUCGACGUAUUUGCACCCAUCGUCGUGGGUCUGUUAGGUACAGAGGUUCAAGGGGAUAUCCAAAGAGCGGUACAGGCUCUGGUCAUGAGGAUAUUCGAAACUAAGUUGGGACUACAGCGGGUCCCGCUCAUGACGCCUUUGGCGAGAAGCCCUAGAGGGAGUUUUGGGAGUCCAAUGGUAGGCCGAAGGACGAGUCGCGGGCGUUGA